AUGUUUCCUUUGUUGUUUUGUUGUGGUUCUUCUUACGCUGUCGUCUUCGCCCUUUUCGCCGCUCAGAUUAGGGCCGCCAAGCGGGCUUGCUUUGGCAGUGCCACGCCUUGCUGUGCCUCACUUGACACGCCCGCCGGCAUGCCGGUGAGUCCCCAGUACCGCUUGUUUCAGCAGCGGCACUACUUAGACUACAGUGAGCGGGAUGCGGGGGUAUCACACCUGUGGCACGCCCACCGCCUGGCGGAGGCGCGGCUGCAUCCCGGCAAGGGCAUCACCGACGCCCCCGAGGUGGACUUUCGCCAUCCAGAGAUGAUGGACAGAGACCAGUCAAAGGCGUGUGCGUUGAUGACGCGGCUGCAGCGCCGCGUCAUGGACGAGGAGGAGCGCAUCGUGCAUAGUAACAAAAACCUUCUCAACCACCUUCUCGACGUCAGCGACACCAGGUACCGGGAGCGGCGGGGAAUGAACAACCGCCCCGCGGAGGCGGAUCUGCGGAAGUGGUAUCGCGUGGAAGAACAGGUUCAGGUGCGGCGGCGGGAUCGUGAGAAGCAGGAGGCGGCUAAACAAAAGCAGAACCUCAUCAUCAUGAAACACCUGAUAGAGGCUAAGCCCUCCGUGGCGACGGCGAAGCAGCUUGCCCAGUGGCACCAGCGGGACCACACAAAGCACUUGAGGGAUAUGAGUCGGUUCAAGCGCGCGGAGCCGUUCGCGGGGGCCAAUCUGCUCCGCAGCAACUGCCGUAUGAAGCUGGCGGAGCGUGUGGCGGAUCACGUGGAGUCCCGCACCGCCGCACUGAAGCCACUGCUUUGGAGGGAUUACAAGUUGCCGACGCUCAUGGACACGCUGAGCUCUGGGAAGCUGCUCCCGUCGCUGGAGGAGGCUUCAAGAAGCUAUGCACAGGGGAACCUCACGCUAAACGCGGCGGACGAUCCCCCCUGGACGUGGGUCCGACCACACCGGUGGCGGGAGAAGAAGCCGGAGUGGAAGAGCAUCACCGCCUUGGACACCAAAGUGAUGAAUUACGCAAACGAUUUGGCGCUGGCACGGGGCGGGGACCUUCCGAUCGUUCGCCGUGAGGAGGAAAAUGGCGUUACGCGUCUGUGGCGAGAGGGGUUGGAGCGGAGCUACCGGGCAAAGGAGCGUCACGCGCGGGCGGCGAACCAACAACACACCAUCGCUGGGGUGGGCGACGCAGAUAAUGCGACGCCUCGACUGGUUUCCAAAAACACCAUCAUGUGGGACGCGGACCGCUGGAAGUCGAGGUCCAGCAUUUUCACGUUGCUGCGAUCGCGAAGCUCAAAGUCGUCGGGGAAGUUUUCUCAGCGCCAAGCUAACGAUAAAUGGCCCCCCCCUUUUUCGCCGAAGGGGCGAACAAGAGGAGUCUCCCGUCAGAGUACUAUCAGAAAAGAUAAGCCUUCAAGAAAACGACGUAUCUUUUUCAGGGUUGCCCAAAGUGGAAACACACUCAUUUCCCUUUGCUUUUGCCCAGGUCCACAAAGAGGAUGCUGCAAGUUCUGA
This is a messenger RNA of Trypanosoma rangeli, 1518 nucleotides long. RefSeq lists its product as uncharacterized. The record is from RefSeq and is a predicted model, not a curated record. NCBI's taxonomy places the organism in Eukaryota, Euglenozoa, Kinetoplastea, Trypanosomatida, Trypanosomatidae. The transcript has a single exon. The coding region runs from base 1 to 1518 and encodes 505 amino acids.